AAAAGUAAGCUUAUCGAUUUUUUUACAAGAAAUAUAAUUAUAUGAAAAAUUUGACUGUCUAGACUAUACUAUAACUACAUUUUAGUUGGUUAUCCUGACUAUAAUAUAACUAAACAUUUCGAACGGUUUGUUUUGAUGUUGAUCGUGCGAUAUUUAAAUACACAUCAAAGUGAUAAAAAAUGUUACCUUUGUCAUUAUUAAGAACUGCUCAAAAUCAUCCUAUGCUAGUCGAACUUAAGAAUGGAGAAACGUAUAAUGGACAUUUAGUUAGUUGUGAUAGCUGGAUGAAUAUUAAUCUCAGAGAGGUUAUAUGUACAUCCAGGGAUGGCGAUAAAUUUUGGAGAAUGCCUGAAUGUUAUAUUCGAGGUAGUACAAUUAAGUAUUUACGAAUUCCUGAUGAAGUCAUAGAUAUGGUAAAAGAAGAUGUACAAAUGAAAUCGAGGGGACGUGGAGAAAUGAAAGGAAGAGGACAAAGUCAACGAGGUCGUGGUAGUGGAAGAGGAACUUUUGGUCGUGGUGGUAGAGGCCCUGCUGCUCUUGGUCGUGGUGCAGGUAAUCAAGGAGGAAACAAAUCUCAAAAUAAAGCAAGAACCAAAUGAAAUUAUGUUAUCAUUUUAGUUUACGUAGCAAAUCUUCAAUUUCCUAUUCUUUUUCUCAAAAAUAUUCAUACAAAAUGUAAAAUUAUCACUUUUAUUAUGUAAGUAAUUUUUACUAAGAUGUAUAAACAUACAAACUGAAUACACAGCAAUUUUUGUAACAAAAAUCUAUUAACAAAGUACAGCAAAAAAUACAUUUCUACAGUUUAAUUAUA
Molecule: messenger RNA, 811 nt
Organism: Bombus pascuorum
Lineage: Eukaryota; Metazoa; Arthropoda; Insecta; Hymenoptera; Apidae
Product: U6 snRNA-associated Sm-like protein LSm4
Exons: 5
Coding region: 180-599 (139 amino acids)
Biological process (GO): spliceosomal snRNP assembly; nuclear-transcribed mRNA catabolic process; mRNA splicing, via spliceosome
Cellular component (GO): U6 snRNP; spliceosomal tri-snRNP complex; P-body
Molecular function (GO): U6 snRNA binding
Source: RefSeq, a predicted model, not a curated record